This is a messenger RNA of Anguilla rostrata (American eel), 3298 nucleotides long. RefSeq names its product beta-1,3-galactosyltransferase 1-like. Gene Ontology annotation, cellular component: Golgi membrane. Gene Ontology annotation, molecular function: N-acetyl-beta-D-glucosaminide beta-(1,3)-galactosyltransferase activity. The record is from RefSeq and is a predicted model, not a curated record. The transcript has 2 exons. Bases 894 to 2087 code for a protein of 397 amino acids. NCBI's taxonomy places the organism in Eukaryota, Metazoa, Chordata, Actinopteri, Anguilliformes, Anguillidae.
UAAAAAAUAUUUCCCCAUUCCACAUAAUUCUGUUAAGGAGUAUUGCUGUGUGGGGAUUUCCAAAAUAGAUGAUCGAUAUACGUUUAAAGCACGUUUUAAAAAUAGGAAACAUGCUGAUUGUGGAAGGCAAAAAAGAUGCCGGGUGAUCUCGUUGGAGGAUGUGUAGUGGCUUUAGCUUUGCAUGUUGCUACUGGAACGGGAUUCAUUUAAUGCUGUUUUGGUUAUCUGACAAUGUUUUAACCUUUUGUUUGUGCUAACAGUUAAACUGUGCCAUGAAAAGAUAUUUGCCACCUUCCCUCUAUUAUUGCAUAUUUGUCACCCUGAAAUGGUUUCAGGUCUUUAGACAAAAUGCAAUAUUACAAAAAGGGAACCUGAGUAAACACAAACUACAUUUAAAAAAGAUUAUUGUCAUUCAUUUAAUUAAAAAAUGUAUCAAAUGCCUAGAUCACCAAUGUGAGAAAGUAAUUGCCCCCUUAAACUUAAUAACUGGUUGUACCCCCUCUAGCAGCAAUAAAUGCAAUCAAACGCUUCCUAUAAUUUAUCAAUCUUUCACUCUUCUUCACAGAAUUGAUUUAAUCCAUACAAAUUGGAAGGUUUUCUUGCAUGAACUGCUCAUUUCAGGUCCUGCCUCAGCAUCUCUGUUGAGUUCAAGUCAGGUCUCGGCCUGAGCCACACCAAAACUUUAAUUUUGUUUCUUUUCAGCCAUUCAAAUGUGGACUUGCAUUAAAGAAUAAUAUAUUCAUUUCAACCACAGCAAUGUAAUUUCCCUUUAAAAAGUCUGUAUGAGAGAUUGUUUAGGAGGUUGCUAAGGAACUGGACAGGGGCAAGGGCGCACAUGUCUGAUAUGGAGGAGAUGUACAUUUUCAUGUACAGCUAUUGAAGAAAAAUCAAGCAUGCGGCUGCAGGACCGGAGGAGGAUGUGCUCGCGGUACCGCUGCCGCCUCUUCGGCAUGACGUCCCUGGUCACGGCCACGCUCGCCUGCCUGUACGUCUUUGACCUCACCCUGCCCUCUCUGUCUCUGGCUCCCACCAAGGAGUGGUGGGGGAGGGUCCACAUGAACCUUCCUGCGAGCAUUUCUGGGACAACUCAAAAGCCCCGCCCAGCUCUGACUAACGUUAGUGAUGUUACUAAUAUUACUAGCACCGUCAGUGUUGCCGCUGUCACGAACAUUUCCACAAACGCCCCCGAACCCCAGUGGGAGGACCCGGGACCUUACUGUGUGGCCUACCCGCGCAGGUACCGCUUCGUCCUGGACGAGCCGGACGCCUGCCGCGCGCAGAACCCCUUCCUGGUGCUGAUGGUGCCGGUGGCCCCCCAGGAAUGGGUCGCCCGCGACGCCAUCCGCCGGACCUGGGGCAAGGAGCGGCUGGUCCAGGGCAAGAGGGUGCUCCUGUUCUUCGUGCUGGGGCUGCCGGGCGGGGCGGAGCCCGGCGGGGCGGAGCUGGGCGGGGCGGGGGCGGAGCCGGAGCGGGUGCAGAAGGAGCUGCGCAAGGAGCGGGCGGUGCACCGCGACCUGCUGCAGGCCGACUUCCGGGACAGCUACUACAACCUGACCAUCAAGACCAUAAUGAUCCAGGAGUGGGUGGCCUCCCGUUGCCCCGGCGCGCCCUACGGCAUGAAGAUCGACUCGGACAUGUUCCUCAACGUGGACAACCUGGUGGCCAUGCUGCUGGCCUUCCCCGAGCCCCGGCGCAACUACAUCACCGGGAUGCUAACUAAGGACGGUCCGGUGGUCCGGGACCCGAGGUCCAAGUGGUACCUGCCCGUGGAGGUGUACCCUGAACCCACGUUCCCCUCUUACCCUUUGGGGAUGGGCUACGUCUUCUCCACGGACCUCUCCAGGAGGAUUGUGGACGUCUCCAGGAAGAUGAAGCCCGUGUACAUCGAGGACGCCCACCUGGGCAUGUGCCUGAAACGCCUGGGUGUCUCGCCCACGCACCCGCCCAGACUUGCCCUGUUCAAAGUCUACCAGCCCAAGCCCUACGACCGCUGUCACUACGCCAAGGCCAUCACCACCAUCCUCGACUCCCCCCAGAUGCUCGUCGACUACUGGGAAGACUUACAAAAGCCAGGCCCUCCUUGUUAAAAAAAAAACUCCUUGUUAAAACUUGUAAAAUAGGGGUCGGCAACCCUAGUCCUGGCGAGCCACUGGAUGAGUUGACUUCCCCUCAAGUAGUAACUCCAGGUUGACAAGGAUUAACAGAAAUCCUCUUGAUGAAGUUUAUUUAUUUAGCCACAGACCUGGUACAUGAAUUGCAUUGAGCGCAGGUUGGUCAGUGUGUAUGCCUCAGCGUUCCCAAUCUCUCACAUGUACGUUGUUCUAUUUAUAUAAUAUUGUCUGUUGUUCUUUUCAGAGAAGAGUCAUUUAUCGAACCGAACUUAAACGAGAAACCAAACAGUAAAAGAAAGAUGCACACAACUCCAAACUGGAGACAGGUGGAACGGAGCCAGAUUAGACUUAGAAACAGUGAGGAGGUCUGUAAAUUUAAGACGCUUUUGUUCAGCCAAUCAGGAUGUCAGUAUUAUCAGAAUUUUUUGACAAGCCAAUCAGGUGACCAACAUUACCGUUAAGCUAUAACUGACUGUGAAACCACAUUGAUUUUCUCUUCACAUACAUGUGCUUUUCUGCAGUAAAUCCCCUGUUUGACACAUUUUCAUGUGAAGCGAAAAACUUAACUUCCCAUCAACUGUCAAGUACAAGCUUGCCAUGCACCACCCAACACUGUAUGUUUCUCAGCAUAAUAGACUAAAGAAGAUGAACUUGUCAAAUUAGUGCUGAAAUAUGAAUGUAUUUUUUUUUAUUUAACAUUUUUUAUUGCAAGAUAAAUGUCAUAUAACUGCUCUCAUUUUUGACGAGAGCACUUCCCACUGCUUCUAUCAAAACCUAACAUGCCUCGGUACAACAUUUAAAAAUACUGUAACAUGUCCUGUAACUGUAACAAACUGGUGGCUCUACUCAGUACAGUACAAGUCUAAUAUUUCAGCCUGCACUCACACGCUCAUACCUGUGGGCGUGGGGAAUGGGGACAAUCUACACAGAAGGGCCCGGGCUCAGGAUUCGAAUAUCUGAAACAUCUGUGUAAAUUCCAUAAGCGAAGCCCCUGAAAAGACAGCCGUUUGGUUUUCUGUGUAUUUCAGCACCACUGAUUCCUUGGAAGUUAUUGAUUGGCUAAAAAGUCCAGACAAUUUUGGCUCAAAUUUAGCUGCUGACUGAACGGAAAACAAACACACAAACAAACAAAAAAAAAAAAACACAAAAAAGUGGCCCUGUCUAAGUUUGACACCCCUGCUUCAGAC